AUGGAAUCUUUGCAUGAGCCAAAGGGUGACCGGAAACCGGUGCUGAUUGUUGUCAUGGGCGUAUCAGGUACAGGGAAAUCGACGCUGGGUGCAGAGCUUGCGAAAGAGCUGGGGAUACCGUUCAUCGACGGCGAUGAUCUUCAUCCACCUGCAAAUGUAGAAAAGAUGGCUUCCGGGCAACCACUGACGGACGCAGACAGGGAACCAUGGCUUGAGCUCAUUCGGACGACUGCAGAGCACAAAUCUGUAGAGCUUCAGGCGGAGAAGGGCUGUGAGAAAAUACACGGAUUGGUCGUCGGAUGUUCCUCGCUCAAGAAGUAUUAUCGGGAUAUUCUGCGAGGCAAACGAAAAGAAGCAGCCGAUACAAAUAGCGCAGUGCUACCAGAGCAUCUCGAGCCUCCACAUCCCGACCUUUUACCGACAUAUUUUGUGUUCAUCAAGGGUUCAAGGGAAUUGCUGCUAGGUCGAAUGCAGAAAAGAGAAGGUCAUUUCAUGAAGGCGAGCAUGUUGGAUAGUCAGCUGCAAACUUUGGAAAGCCCAGAAGGAGAAGAAGGUGUGUUUGUGGUAGAUGCUGAGGACUCGACUGAGCAGCAGAUUGCAAAGGUCAAAGAAGGUCUGGAGAAGUUAGACGUGUAA
Lentinula edodes (shiitake mushroom) is the source of this 636-nucleotide messenger RNA. Its product is annotated as P-loop containing nucleoside triphosphate hydrolase protein. Lineage: Eukaryota; Fungi; Basidiomycota; Agaricomycetes; Agaricales; Omphalotaceae. The transcript is spliced from 2 exons. The record is from RefSeq and is a predicted model, not a curated record. Bases 1 to 636 code for a protein of 211 amino acids. Gene Ontology annotation, cellular component: cytoplasm. Gene Ontology annotation, molecular function: gluconokinase activity.